Molecule: messenger RNA, 4485 nt
Organism: Gracilinanus agilis (Agile Gracile Mouse Opossum)
Lineage: Eukaryota; Metazoa; Chordata; Mammalia; Didelphimorphia; Didelphidae
Gene: STIL
Product: STIL centriolar assembly protein
Exons: 17
Coding region: 72-3989 (1305 amino acids)
Biological process (GO): protein localization to centrosome; centrosome duplication; mitotic spindle organization
Cellular component (GO): centrosome; centriole
Source: RefSeq, a predicted model, not a curated record
GAAACCGAGGCACGGAGCGAAGCCGCUGGCGGCGGGACGGAGGCGCCCAGCUCGGAGUGUUCAGACCUGUCAUGGAGCCUGUGUACGUCCCCUUGAGCCACCUGAUGAAUCCCAGGAUUACUUCAAGCAAAAUGGUACCACUCAGCUUUCCUCCAUCAAAGAGUAAGCUUUGGGAUCCAACUCCGAUGGGAGAUGUCAAGCAUUUACAUCUUAGUUACUACAGAAAUCCGAAGCUUGUGGUGACUGAGAAGGCCCUGCGUCUUGCUUAUCGUCAUGCUAAGCAGAAUGACCCAAAUUUGUCCUGUUUUUUGCUUGGGACACUCAUAAUAGAUGAAGAUGAGGAAGGCGUGAAGCUGAAAAUAGACCGCUUUGAUCCUGGUCGAGAAGUACCCGGAUGCCUCAUGAAAGUCCCAACUGCCCCCCUACCUGGAGACUUUGUGAUUCCAUGCACAGUUAACACUGAGGGGCUUUGCCCCACAGAAAUGAUUGUCCAUGAUGCUGAAGACUUUAACUCAGCCUUUCAGGCUCUGCAGCAGCAUUUGAGCAGCAAAGACUCCCUGGACUUCUGCAAGCUGCUCCGCCUGAGAGCUCAUGUGGAUUCCAGGGAGCACCUGGACAACCUGCAAUUUGACUUCCAUUGGGCAGCAGUCACUCCGGCCAGUUCUUUCCGAUGCACUCCGGUGAAGCCUCUCCCCAUCAUUCCAACAGCGCUGGCAAGAAACUUGAACAGUCACAUGAAUAUUGCCCAAAUUCAGGGAACUUGUAAAUGGGGGUAUCUUACCAUGGAUGAAACACGCAAGCUGUUACUGUUGCUCGAAUCAGACCCCAAAGUUUAUUCUCUGCCACUAGUUGGAAUUUGGCUCUGUGGCGUCACUCACAUCUAUAGUCCCCGCGUGUGGGCUUAUUGCCUGCGCUAUGUGUUCAGUGCGUCGGUCCAAGAGAGGGUUUUUUCCGAAUCUGGGAGUUUUGUCGUCAUUCUCUAUUCCCUGACACACAGAGAGCCUGAAUUUUAUGAGUGCGUUCUGCAAAAUGGCCAGGGAAGUGACCUCCGCUUUCAGUUACUAACCAACAAAGAAACUUUACAUCUUUUCAAAAAUGUCGAGCCUUCUCAGAAAAGCCUUCUCAAGUUUGAAUUGAGCUCAGAAAAUGCAACUGCAGAAGCAACAUUCUUUAGCCAAGUCUCCAGGAAUCAUGCCUUGAAGAGGGUUUCCCAGAAGGGAUCCCCGGCGCAGCAACUCUCUGUAAGUGACCAUGAUUCCGGGGUGGAAGAUGAAGAUUUGUCCCCACGACCAGUCCCUAAUCCUCACCCAGUGGGUCAGAAGGUAUCUGUCAUCCAUCCUUCAGUUCCUGAGCUCUCUCUGGUUUUGGAUGGUAGUUUUAUAGACUCAAGCCCACCGUCUAAUAACAGGAAGAUGGAGAAUUGCAAAAACAACCCUUCAUUGCUUCAGUCUUCAGGACAGAUUGGUGAUGAGAGACAGAGCCUCACUUUCGAAGCUGACCAGCCUCCUUUGGGGCGACUCCCAAGUCAGGCAGGCCCAGGAACCCCAGCUUUGAAAGCCCUCAGAGAAAAGCAGUUGCCUCCUCAUAGACAAGCUGGGCCCCAGACCAGGAGUCCUUCAGGGCUACUUUGUUCCUCUCCACCCUCUCCCUCAGGGCUUCCCAAAGUGUUAUCUCCUGAGGCAUCUGUGCAGAAACUCAAACAGCCCUCUGAGAACCUCAGCACUUCCUUGGAUGGAGACCCACAGCGAGGGGCUCUUCCAGUAGCAUGCUCCCCACUGGACUCCAGGCAGGCUUCUCCUUCACCACAGUGGCUCCCCCAUGGUUUUGUCCAUUCACCCCAGAACUUUGGCAGGCCCCCUGAACUUCAGGUGCCUGCUCCCCUGGCCCCAUCUUAUUAUCCCACAAACUUCUGUAGCUGCUGUCAGCAUCAUGGACAUCUGCAGUGUGGCCAAAUAAAUGUUUGGUCAGGGAUACAGAAACAUGGGCCCUUUCAAGAAAGUCACACUUUUCAAGAUGGUGGCUAUCCUUUUCAUCCAAAUGCCUGUCCGAAUGUAUGCCAUAAUCCUGUAAAUUCUUCAAGCAGCCCAAUGAUGCUGAGGCAGCAGGGGAGCGUGGGGAAUGGUAGUAAUAUAGACUUGUCACCUGUGGGAAGACUUGCCCCCUACACUAGCAGUCCACAGACUUGCCCAACCUGCAUGUCUUCACUCAAAAUGCAAACUGAUGAUGGGAUGAUGGGAUUGUCUCCAGAUGCCUACCGCUACGUUAAAGAGCAAGACCGACAAUUGAAGAUAAUUCAGGCUCAGAUUCAGCGUUUGUUAGAAGCACGGUCUCCUCACCCCUGCCCCAAGACAACCAAUGUGGAUGGUGCUCUGCAGGCUGAGCAGCAGGUAGAAUUUGUUUCAAUGGAGCCCCAAGCAUCUUCUGGCCAGCACCUGAGGAAAAGUGUGAGCAUCGCUGUGAGCACAGGGGCCAGCUUGUUCUGGGAUUCCGAGCCUGCAGAGCCCGCUGCUGCUCUGAAAGAGGAAGAUUCCAAGCUCUCGAAUGGAGACAUCCAUUUGUCUGUUAGUAUGAAUCAUGAUGCGACAGAUCAAACAAGCUUCACGUCUUCACUAAAAGCCGUGGAUAUUCCAAGUUUUGAAGAGAGCAGCCGUGUUGUGGAAGAAGAGACGAGUCCAUCCUCGGCUUUCUGCAGUGUUUCCUUGGCAGUAAGAAAGGAGCCGAAUGUGCCAAUAUUUCUUCCAAGUCCCUUGUUGGAAGAAAGUGUGGUUGUGGAUUCACAGCCAGCACCCACCGAGGAGCCCCACAGCCGAUCCCCAGCAGCAGUGGGUGAACCCCGAGCAGAGCCAAGCCAAGCGAGAGAGCCCUCGCCGUCUCUGCCAUCAGAUGAUCAGAAGAUUUGCCAGGAUUUGUUGGGUCAGGUAAACCGCGUGUUAAAAACUUUUUCCAAAGACACUGGGCCUGCAUGCACAGGAGUAGCGAUUCCCCGCAGUGGCGGCACUGAGGCCCAGAAUGGGGAUGAUGGAAAGACCAAAAGAACUGACCCCAGCCGGAUGGACAAGGACAGCGUCCUUCAUGCCACUGUUAAGCAGCUGAGAAACCUUGGAGUAAAAAUCGACUCCCCAAGCAAAAUGAAGAAAAAUUCACAUAAAGUGGACCAAGCGAGUGUCUUGGCGUGCAUCAGUCCUGAAGCGGUCCUCCCCGGAUUGAACUACAUGUCCUUUACUAACGUUGGCAUGAGUGGCUUAAGCCCCAAUGGGGUGGACCUGAGCAUGGAGGCCAACGCCAUCGCCCUCAAGUACUUAAACGAAAGUCAGCUCUCGCAGCUUUCCUUCAGUCGCGCAAACUCAAAUCUUUGCGAUUCCUCCUUUGGCCUUUUACACAUCAACACAGACAAAAACACGGUGGGGCUUAGUUUGAUUUCUCCAAACUUGUCGUUUGCAACCAGGAAGUAUAUGAAGAGAUACGGGCUGAUGCAAAGCAGUGACGGUAGUGAGGAUGAGGGAGAGACGGAGAAUACGAUAGACGCCGACGUGUUGGAAGUCACAACGAGUCAACGUUUAUCAGAUCCAACCCUGACACCUGGGCCCGAGCAGCUUCCCUGGCACAAGGACGUCCCCGGAAGAGGCGAGGAAGUGCUGGAUCUGAAAUACUACAACCAGGAGUUGGUGGGCGCACACUGGCUCCCCAAGCUCCCCAUGCCCGUGUUAAGAGACAUCACGAACGACGUGACCCAGCCAAAGGCCGGAGCUCCCCCUGAGGACGAAUCUGCUGCCUUCAUCCUGAAAGACUUGAAGAAAAACCCCUCCAUCAAGUUACUGCCUGGCAGGGCUGAGUUUACUCAGCAUCCUGAGAAGGGAAAUCAAAGGGACCCUCCAGGGCUUCCCGAAAGUUUUCAGCCUUCUGACCCACUCCAAGAAACGAACAACAUGAAUUCAGUGGGCAAAUUCUUAGACGUCAAGCGUCUCAGGCAGCUGCCCAAAUUAUUUUAGGUGUUGGAAUAACUGCCUGCCUUUUCUGGAUUGGGGCAGAGGGAGGGUGGGUCCUUGAGAGAGUGAGGCGGCCCACCGUAUCAGGUAGCACCUCUGCCCAGGGCGUGGGGCUCAGGCGGUCACCUCGCUGCUCAGGAGGUGGCCAGCUAAUGGAGACACAGAGCCCUGGCUGUCGAGGAGGGCCCCUCUUCAGUCACCAGGCAAGCGAGGCGUCCGUCCCGGGGAGGGAACACUCGUGUCCACUCCCCAUCUAACUGGUUCUUUCAUCAGGUACAUUGGGAGGGAAGGGAAGGCAUUUUAUCCAGUAUCGUGGUAAAGGUCGUGUUCUCGCCGACUGUUAAAAUAAAUUCAUUCUCAGGUGGCUCCUAUCUCUGCAUUAGAGCUGGAGAAUUAGGCUUCUUGGUUUCCUUUCUGCUGAAAAUGCAUAUUACUUAAGGACUAUCCUUCUGUCUUUCCUCUUAAUUAAGAUACUUGUUUGUUAAAAAUCUUUAGGAAA